This is a messenger RNA of Corythoichthys intestinalis (scribbled pipefish), 2335 nucleotides long. Its product is annotated as guanine nucleotide-binding protein G(I)/G(S)/G(O) subunit gamma-4. The record is from RefSeq and is a predicted model, not a curated record. Gene Ontology annotation, cellular component: heterotrimeric G-protein complex. The transcript is spliced from 3 exons. NCBI's taxonomy places the organism in Eukaryota, Metazoa, Chordata, Actinopteri, Syngnathiformes, Syngnathidae. Gene Ontology annotation, biological process: G protein-coupled receptor signaling pathway. Gene Ontology annotation, molecular function: G-protein beta-subunit binding. The coding region runs from base 458 to 685 and encodes 75 amino acids.
UGUCAAAGCUGAAGUAGAGACAGAAAAAAAAAUUGGGGAAGCCUGCAGCUCGUUUGCAUGUCUCCUUGCUGCAUCGAGGUGCCAUCGCCGGUGCGUUCAGGGUCGGUGUCCGCGGUGGGAGAAGGCGCAUUCCGCCGCCAAUUUCGUCGUCACGCGGAGGUGUCCCCCAGCCCCCCCACCUUUUUUUGUUGCUAGCAUCUCUCCGAGCCCCAGCCGCGGUGCUCCUCAUCUUUUCCCUCCUUCCUCCUCGCACGACUCACGGAACGCAUUCGCCGAGGCCACAUCGCCGCCUUCCUUCAGCGGGAUCCACCGCGACGAGGCUGGGGGGUUCCUCCUAGCUUUUGACAUUUGACAGAUCCUCUUUGUGUGUGCGCUUGUGUGAGUGUGGCCGUGUGUGCGCUGGGUGGAGUCAACCCGGAAUUCUCCAAAUUUGGAUUAAGCACAAUCAGGGAGAACCAUGAAAGACGGCAUCGCCAACAACAGCACAGCCAGCAUCUCCGAAGCCAGGAAAGCUGUGGAGCAGCUUAAAAUGGAGGCCUGCAUGGAUAGGAUAAAGGUGUCCAAAGCUGCCGCAGACCUGAUCGCCUACUGCGAUGCCCACAUACGGGAAGACCCUCUCAUCGUACCCGUCCCGGCCUCAGAGAACCCGUUCCGGGAGAAGAAGUUCUUCUGCGCCAUCCUCUGAUGAGCCAAGGGUGUGGCUUCGCCGGCCUCCUUUGUCUUCACCGUGCUUGAAGCGACUUGCCACGGGCGCCCCCUCGAGUUUAGCAGGGUGGACCCCGGUGUUGGUCAGCUCUGUCCUGGCGGCUGAGGGUUUCUGCGGGUGGCGGUGUUAUUCAAUAGGUUUGUUAUUGCUUUGUUAUUAGAGAACAGCCUUGUUCAGCGCUUUCAUGAGGUGGGAAUUUUUCUUUUUUUCUUUCUUUUUUUUUUUUUUUUUUAUCCCAACUUGGCUCAGGAAACAGACAUGUGCCCAGUAAACAUCUUUGCACCUUCUGCAUCGUCUUAAAACAUCAGUGCCUUCAGUGUGCCAGCUUUAAAGUAUUUGCAGCAGCGUGCACUGAAAGCUAAAAUAUAACACCUGGCUUAUUUCACUCAUGAUCUGUUCGACGAAAACCCGAACAGCCAUCUACUUUAUACCAAGUAAAGUCAAGUGUUUUGGUACGGAGCGAGCCAAUCUGUAUUUUUUCAGGCGACAACUCGUAGCCGCUUAUCACUGUGCAUCCCUUUUACUCCAAAUGAGUUGAUAAAGCUUCCUUGUCAUGCCCUGACACUUUUUAAUCUUUGCUGUUUGUUUCCAUUGACGCUCAAAUCAGUCUUUCGUCAUCUCGCAGCUCCCGAUCGAAACACGUUCCCCACGUUGCAAAGUGUCAAGUGUUUUCUGGGCGGGUUUCCUGACUUUUUUUUUUUUUUUUUUUUUUUGCCGUUUGAGAGAAAAAGGACAGGCCUUUGAUAUUCAAACAGGCCUGCAUGUUCCUCUGCUGCCAUAAUGAGCGCCACCCAUGUAUACAAGCCGUCUUUUUCCAGUGUACAGUCCGUUUCAGUGCCAAUCCUUGUGAGAGCGGUGUUAUUGUCACACUGCGCUCACGCACAAUUAUUUGUUUUGUUUGCUUUAUUUGAAAGAACAAGCACACUGUCUCCUUUACAUAGUACGCGUAUUUAAACAGCAUUUACAAAUUUUUAUGAUGAAUUGUUGAUGAUUAUUAAUAUUGUUAUUAUCAGUGGUAUUAUUGAAUAUUUGUUGCACAGCACUGACUGCUACAUGAUAUGUAGUGUGCUACUAAGCGUGUAUGAUACCUACAGUGGUUCAUUAUUUACAAAUCAUACAGUUAUUGAUAGUAUGUGAGUAUUUUAAAAUUAGAUAACACAAAGGGUAUUCAAUCUGUGAAAUGUGAGGUAAUUACCUCUUGGUACUUGAACAGUCAUUGUAUUACUGAUCCAAUUUACAUGAAUAACAAAGCAUCAACUGUUUCAGGAGAAUCAUUUUAGUAUUAUUGUUAGUUAUUUAUAACAUCCCAAGACCAGUCUUGGGGUUUCUUCACUGACCUCUUGAGGAUGGUGCCAAAUUUUCAACAAUAUACAUAGUGGCGAAAGGUGAAUUAUGCAUGGUUUCCUCCCAAACGAGAAGUGUUAUGAGAUGAAAUAUUCCCUUCAUGGGGACUUUCUAAAAAGGCCGCUGUGCACUUGUAAUCACACCGGAGGUCCGACAUGUUGACAGUGUGCAGCUGUAUUCUUAAAUGGUAUUAUUGUUUUUGUAAAAUGAAACAAAUGCAUUUAAUUAGAAAGCUUUGUAAAUCCUUUGAUGGAUGAAUUAAUUAAAGAAAUAUAUCAAAUGGCA